Messenger RNA from Archocentrus centrarchus (flier cichlid), 1738 nucleotides. It is a transcript of the gene rab22a, whose product is annotated as RAB22A, member RAS oncogene family. The coding region runs from base 291 to 875 and encodes 194 amino acids. The transcript is spliced from 7 exons. NCBI's taxonomy places the organism in Eukaryota, Metazoa, Chordata, Actinopteri, Cichliformes, Cichlidae. Gene Ontology annotation, molecular function: GTP binding; GTPase activity. The record is from RefSeq and is a predicted model, not a curated record.
GUAGUUCAAGAUGGAGACUGAGCGAUGUGGUAGAGGUAGCUGUUUACAAUAAACAUAAUAUUAAGGCUAAUACGACGACCUGCCGGCUGUUUUAACGCUUACAACGGGAGCUGUUACCCGGCUUGAGAUGUGUGUAUGCCAGCUUUUGACCACGAUGUUGUAAAGUUGUUUGUAAACAAAGACCACCUGAAGAGUAUUUAAGAUUCGUUAAAAAAAAAAAAAAAAGGCAAGCAGAGGAGAAAACAGUCAAUGAUCUUCAUCUCAAACUCGAUGUGAGAGAGGAGAUCAAUAUGUCUCUGAGAGAGUUAAAAGUCUGCCUCUUGGGGGAUACUGGAGUUGGAAAGUCAAGUAUUGUGUGCAGAUUUGUGGAAGACAGCUUUGACCCAAACAUUAAUCCAACCAUUGGGGCAUCCUUCAUGACCAAAACAGUGCAAUACCAAAACGAGCUGCACAAGUUCCUGAUCUGGGACACCGCGGGGCAGGAGCGGUUUCGUGCUCUGGCGCCCAUGUACUACAGAGGUUCAGCGGCAGCAAUCAUUGUUUAUGACAUCACAAAGGAGGAGUCCUUCCAAACACUGAAGGAUUGGGUGAAAGAGCUGCGCCAACAUGGCCCUCCUAAUAUAGUUGUUGCAGUCGCUGGGAACAAAUGUGAUUUGUCAGAUGCGAGGGAAGUGCCAGAGAAGGAUGCCAAGGACUACGCCGACUCCAUCCAUGCCGUCUUUGUAGAAACCAGCGCCAAGAAUGCCAUUAACAUCAACGAGGUGUUUGUAGAGAUAAGUAAGCGUAUCCCUGUUGUAGAGGAAGCAGGAGGAUCUUCACAAAGAGCUUUCAAAUUGGGUCGUCAGGCCUCAGAGUCUCGCAGGACGUGCUGCUGAUGAUGCUGGCGAUCUGUGACCCAAGCUUUGCCCACUUUCUUUUUCCUGGCCUGCUUCAGCUUAAAAACACACCCUCAAACACCUUACAGACACGAGAGUGCAGCAGUGACAUUCGGACAGCUGUAGCAAAUAUAUAUAUUUUAUGGCUGUCAACUACAGCAAAUCAUCAUGUUUGGUCUGAAAACUCCCGGCAGGAGAAAAACUUCAGGUUUACUGAGCAUUGACAAACUGCAGAUCUGUGAAGAUUUGCUGUCUUUCAACCAAAAAACACGAAAUGGAGUGGUUAAUUCUUGACAAAUAAUUUUCAUAGUAAUUAAAUUAUUGCUUUUCUGUUGGGAGAUCUUUCUCCAAACAUUCUGAAGGAACCAAAAGUGUGAAUUCAAGGUUUUAUGUAAGAUUUUGAAGGAAAAAAAAAUCAAUGUUAGUCAUCCUAGUUAAAAAGCCUGGCUCUCUCUGUGAUCCUUUCAUCGCAGCACUGGUUGUUUCCAGCCGCAGUCUAGUCCAAGAAGGAUUGUGCACGCUUAAUUUCAAUUUUAGUGUGUGAUUGCUGCUUUAACCGAGGCAAAAUACCAGAGGGAUGUUUUGAUGUAAACCACAAUCACACAGUAAAAAGAAGCAGAAAUGAAAAAUGUGUGGGAGCCUGCUUCCUUUACAUUGGAGGAAUAGUUCAGCUUUUUGGAAAAUUGAUAUCGCUGUCAUGUCUGUAUGGUAAAUAUGUGGCUGGAGCCAGGAGAGAGUCAGGCUUGGCAUUCUAACUGGCUGAUUGUUGGUGGUUCAUAUGUGAUGGACAGACUCCUGUCAUUAUCUAGACCUCUGCCAGAAGACAAAUAAGCAUUUUUCCUAAAAAUGAACUUUUCCUUUUA